Molecule: messenger RNA, 1206 nt
Organism: Pecten maximus
Lineage: Eukaryota; Metazoa; Mollusca; Bivalvia; Pectinida; Pectinidae
Product: ATP synthase subunit C lysine N-methyltransferase-like
Biological process (GO): positive regulation of proton-transporting ATP synthase activity, rotational mechanism; regulation of mitochondrial ATP synthesis coupled proton transport; peptidyl-lysine trimethylation
Cellular component (GO): mitochondrion
Molecular function (GO): protein-lysine N-methyltransferase activity
Source: RefSeq, a predicted model, not a curated record
UUGUCCAAGAUGUCUGCGCCCACGACGAGACACAUGAGUUCAAGUUCAAGUUCGUUUUUAUCUUUGAGGGGUCGCUUUUAUUGUUAGAUUGUUACCUAGUCCAUCACAGGUGUUUCACCAUGGGCAUUGAGUCGGUGCUGGAAUCGUCGGACAGUGACAAGUCCAGUAGCGGGCUGACCAGGAAGGGAGGUGUCCUGCUUGGAGUAUUUGGGGGCUUGUUCGUUGGAAUCUACACGCUUACUGGUCCAUUUCUGGCCCCAGCUGUCAGAAAAAUUUGCUUACCAUUCCUGCCAGCGUCAUCUGCCCAAAUGAAAAAUGUGUUUAAAGCACUAGGCAGUAAAAAGGGGAGCCUUCUGGACAUUGGGAGUGGAGACGGGCGAAUUGUGAUCGAAGCAGCCCGUCAUGGAUACAAAGCCCAGGGAAUCGAACUCAAUAUGUGGCUGGUUCUCUAUUCCCGUUUGGCGGCUCGACGAGCAGGCAUGAAUAAAACGGCUACAUUUAAACGUCAAGAUCUCUGGAAAAGUGAUAUCAGUCCAUACAACAAUGUGGUUAUAUUCGGUGUAAGACAAAUGAUGGAGCCCCUCGAACAGAAGCUAGAGAAAGAGUUAACACAUGACAGUAUGGUUGUAGCCUGUCGUUUCCACUUCCCAAACUGGGAGCCAAUCCUGACCCUAGGUGAAGGUGUGGACACCGUCUGGUUAUACAGAAUAAACAAAAAGUCAGUCACUAACCCAAGUUAACACUUGCAUGUGAUAUGUACUGUUUGCAGUAACUAUAAAUGAAUGUCAAACAGGAAUUGUCCAAUUCAACCAUCAGCCGGUGAAAAUUACAGCAUGGUGGAUUGGUGGCACUGAAAGCCUUGUUAACAGAGGUUUUGUGAUACCUUGGUGAACUGGCCAGUUGAAUUGCUGUCCAGAUCAAGAGCAUGCACAUAUUCCCAACCAGGCUUUCAACUGCGGAUUUGGAGCUAGACCUAGAUUGUUUCAUAACUAGUGAUUAUGAAAGUGUGUUAACAAAAGAUUGUUUUAACUUGGAUAUUUAUUUAGCUGAGCAAAUGCCAUGUAAAAAAGGUAGAAUGAUUCAGAGUAGCAGGUCUAGAGUGUAUGUUGUACUGAAAUAUUCUCAUCAACAUUGUGUGAUAUUUUAUAAAUUUUCAUAUGCAAAUGUUAUUUUGAUGGAAUAAAAAUAAAUGAUUUUCAAGGUGAA